CUCUAUGUGCUUUCAGUAUCUGUUUCUGUGGAUCUUUAAAGGGAACUCAAAACUAAACUGAAAGAGCUUUGGGCAUAACAGCUGACAGCCGGCAAGAAGAUGUUGAUGCUGAUCCUUACUGCUUUAUUAUUUACAGACUCCAGGUCGCAGAUCACUGGUUCUGGAAAUAGAACAGCUGAUUAUGGCGGUGACGCGCACUAUUCGUGCUCAGUCGCCGAUCCCACAGGCGUGCUGCAGGUCACGUGGCAGAGGGUGUUCAACGAGAAAUUCGUCGAGAAUUUGGCGACGUACAGCGAGCGGUUCGGGCAGCAGGUGAAUGACCCUCACGCGGGGAAAGUGCACCUGACGGAGGCGUCUCUGCGAUCGACCUCCAUCACUCUGAGGGACGUCACGUGGGGCGACGAGAGCUGCUACGUCUGCUCGUUCAACGUGUACCCGGACGGGUCCCAAAGGAAGCAGACAUGCCUCACGGUGCAAGGUAUAUCCCAGGUGAGAGCGGAGGUGCAGCCUUCCCGCGGUGAUCGCGAGGACGAGGCGGAGCAGCUCGUGUUCAGCUGCUCCGCCACAGGUAAACCAGCCCCGACCAUCGGCUGGGAGCUCUCACCCGGCGCCUCCCACGCAGAGCGACCGACCAAUCGGACGGACGCAAACGGCGACCGCACGUUCACCAGCAGCAGCAACGUCACUGUGCGCGCGCCCGCAGGGUGGACGGGGCACGCGGACUGCGUGCUGAACAGCGGGGCGCCGGGACAAAGGCGGGAGAGGAUUCGUUACUCCUCACCUGCCGGCAAGAAGGACGAGGAGGGGAAAAUAAUGUCUCCUUCAACGAUUGCAGUUGUAAUCAUUGUUGUGUUGAUCAUUUCAUUGAUCCUUGUUGCUGCUGCAGUGAAACAAAAGAGGUUAUUAACAAUCAGAAGACAUGAAAAUGAUUGUUUUAUUGCAUCUUAACCUUAGAGGUUGAACAGUGAGUUAAGCUAUUUUAGAUUUAUUGUCCACAGUUAAAAUCUACCGUUAUCUUUUGAUUGCAACACACAGCACUUUAAGUAUUUAUGAAACUAGAAGCAACGCACUUGUUCAGGCUUUGUGGAAUUGAAUGUUUAAUUGUGAAAAAAGAAAAAAUAUGUUGUCAAAUAAUGUCACUUGGAUUCACUGUGACUGCAACAUAGUGAAUAGUAGAAGUUUGCCUCUAACAUAUAAUGUGUCGCACUUUAGUUUUUGAUGAUUGUGUGAAAAUGUUGCACGUUGACUUUAAGGUUGUUAUUGUGAAAAGUAGUAUCGAUUUUAAUCAUCAAUGUCAAAACAUUCAAUUAGUUUUUAAAUGUUUGUUGUAUUUUACUCAAUGUUUUAAUAAUUUAUUCGCUAUAUAUAAAUAUAUACUUCUUGUUUGGUUAAUGAAGCCAUUUUGUUUGAAUGGAUCUCACUUGUGUUCACUCCAUGUGUGCUGUUGCCCUGGUUACACUCCAUGUGUGCUGUUGCCCUGGUUACAUCCAUAAAAAGAGGCUCCUCACAUUAAGUAAACAAGCAGCAGAGCAACAGAGUCAUAUAAAUGACACAGGUGUGUGUAGGAGCCAUACAUUGGGUUUGAUUAUUCUUUUGUAUUAUUUCUACAUUGUUUGUAUGUGCGUGUGUGGUGUGACGUCAUUUGUAUCUAUAACACCGUAAGGGGGUGUGGUGUGUAUAUUAGCGUGUGUCUGUUCACCUGUGGGGCACGGCGGGUUGUUUGGAGCAUGGCUGCAGGGUGAGAAUGGGGAACAAACUUUCUGUUGACCGUCAGCAUCAUCGUCACCGGAGUAAUUAUUGUCACUAACGUCACUACGAAGUUUUAUGCGCUGUUGAUCCUCUCUUGACUGAUGAAAGGCAUCUAUCAAUGUAAGUGAUUGGCGUGUAUUCUUUCUGCUGGUGAAAUGGAGUAAUAAACAUCAGAUGAAAUA
Gasterosteus aculeatus aculeatus (three-spined stickleback) is the source of this 1931-nucleotide messenger RNA. Its product is annotated as OX-2 membrane glycoprotein. Gene Ontology annotation, cellular component: axon; cell surface; neuronal cell body. NCBI's taxonomy places the organism in Eukaryota, Metazoa, Chordata, Actinopteri, Perciformes, Gasterosteidae. Gene Ontology annotation, biological process: negative regulation of neuroinflammatory response; heterotypic cell-cell adhesion. Gene Ontology annotation, molecular function: cell-cell adhesion mediator activity. The record is from RefSeq and is a predicted model, not a curated record.